Molecule: messenger RNA, 1505 nt
Organism: Mycotypha africana
Lineage: Eukaryota; Fungi; Mucoromycota; Mucoromycetes; Mucorales; Mycotyphaceae
Exons: 3
Coding region: 62-1162 (366 amino acids)
Biological process (GO): cyclic threonylcarbamoyladenosine biosynthetic process
Cellular component (GO): mitochondrial outer membrane
Molecular function (GO): ubiquitin-like modifier activating enzyme activity; tRNA threonylcarbamoyladenosine dehydratase activity
Source: RefSeq, a predicted model, not a curated record
CAAAAAAAAAAGGAAUGGGCUAUUUCUUUUAUUCAAGACGCUACAGAAGUCACUUUCUACUAUGAAUAGCAUCAGCAGUUUCUUGGACAAACGUCCAGAAGGUUCACGACUUACACUUACAGCCGUAGCAGCAACAGUUUUAACAGCGACAGCGUUGCUUGGCUAUCAACGUUUGACACGAUCGCGUAUAGAACAAGACAAAUCGGCAUUUCACCAAGUUAUUAAGGAAGAGAAACCUUCGGGUCCAGCCAUUAUAUCGCUUAUCGAUGACGAAAUGCAUAAAACGGUCAACGGUGAGGAAGCGAAUCCCGUCAUCGAUGAGACACUUGUGGAAGAGUUGUUGGCUCGAAACAUUGCUUUUUUCGGUGAGGAAGGAGUGAGGAAAAUCCGUCAAUCGUAUGUGGUUGUUUUAGGAGCGGGUGCGAUAGGUUCAUGGACAGCUCUCAUGCUGGUGCGUUCAGGUUUAGGUCACAUUCGCAUUGUCGAUCGCGGUGUGAUUGGUGUGGAUAGCUUGACUCGUCAUGCUGUGGCGAAAGUGUCCGAUGUUGGCCAGUCCAAAUCACUCAUCAUGAAGCGUUAUCUCGCCGACAUUGCACCUCAAGCCAAAGUAGAAACAAAACAAGCUGAAGUCAACGUCCAUAGUUUGGACACAUUGAUAUUGACAGGGAGCAGGAAACCCGAUUUCGUAGUAGAUACUUUGACAGAUGUGAAAGAUAAAGUGAUGCUAGCGCAAUAUUGCCGAGAACAUGAUAUUCAAAUCGUCAGUGCUAUGAGUGCAGGAUCAAAAGCAGACCCGUCUUUGAUACAGAUGACAGACGUCAACCUAACGAUGGCUGAUCCAUUAGCUCGUAUGUACCGACGACAAUUAAGAAAAUUGGGUAUCGAUCGCGGGGUACCGGUCGUCUAUUCGAUAGAGAAAAAUGUGCAUAUGGGCAAAGAAAAAGUAUCAGAAGAUUUUAGGAGACGUUCUCUACCCAUACUCAGUCCUGUAGCGAGUAUGUUUGGUAUGGCAUUGACCACGUACAUUUUAGUACAGCUUGCAGAAUUCACAGCCUACAAGCUCCCUACCAACAAGAUGCGCGAUGGUGUUUAUGCUCGUAUGCAAAAAGAGCUGGCAUCAAGAGAAGAAUUUGUUUUCAACAAUACUGGGGUAUAUUUUUGAUGAAAUUUGGCAAGGAAAGAGUUCUAUUUCUGGAGCACAGGAUAGAAUGUUGGUGAUGACUCGAUGGGACGCGACAAAGAAAAGCAGCCUUUUGAAUACGGUGGUGAUGACAAAAGAAGAAGCCAAUGUACAUGAUAAAUUAUCGCCGGGAACAGAUUUGACAUCGCAUUAUGGCGCAGGUAAAAAAGAAAACACACCUUUGGAUGAUGACGGGCAUAAAAGACUAAAACGGUAGUAUCCAUAGACGUUGUGGAUAGGAUAAACAAGCAGUUUUCGUUGGAGCGCAAAAUGCAGGGAUUGUGGGAAUCAACAGCAUAAUAUCAGUAUAUAUUUUAUUAAACAC